Molecule: messenger RNA, 4364 nt
Organism: Alosa alosa (allis shad)
Lineage: Eukaryota; Metazoa; Chordata; Actinopteri; Clupeiformes; Clupeidae
Gene: pds5a
Product: PDS5 cohesin associated factor A
Exons: 33
Coding region: 195-4085 (1296 amino acids)
Biological process (GO): mitotic sister chromatid cohesion; DNA repair
Cellular component (GO): chromatin; nucleus
Source: RefSeq, a predicted model, not a curated record
UCUCUGUUGCGCUGCUUCAUGUGGGCCGAAGGCGGCGCUGCAGCCCUAUGUUCAAGGGACACUGAAACGCCGCUGAGAGAGAGGAGAGCUUUUGUGCUGAAACUAAAAACCAACCCUGAACCUGACACAUGAAUUAAAACAAUUCCUGCGUAAGAGGCCAGUAGAGGACUGUCUGGAUAAAUAGUUGAACGAGCAUGGAGUUCCCGCAACAACAGAAGCCGGCGGGGGAAGGCAAAAUCAUCUAUCCUCCGGGGGUAAAAGAGAUCACUGACAAAAUCAGCAACGAUGAAGUGGUGAAACGGUUAAAGAUGGUGGUGAAGACGUACAUGGAUAUGGACCAGGACUCUGAGGAGGACAAACAGCAGUACUUGGGGCUGGCCUUGCAUCUGGCCUCUGAGUUCUUCCUGAGGAACCCCAACAAAGACGUGCGGCUGCUCGUGGCCUGCUGUCUUGCAGACAUCUUCCGCAUCUAUGCCCCCGAGGCGCCCUACACCUCACACGACAAACUCAAGGAUAUUUUUCUAUUCAUCACACGGCAGUUGAAAGGGUUGGAGGACACCAAGAGUGCCCAGUUCAAUCGCUACUUCUACCUUCUGGAGAACCUGGCAUGGGUAAAGUCUUAUAACAUCUGCUUUGAGCUUGAAGACUGCAACGAGAUCUUCAUUCAGCUCUUCAAAACCCUCUUCUCUGUCAUCAAUAACAGUCACAAUCAGAAGGUACAGAUGCAUAUGUUGGAUCUGAUGAGUUCCAUCAUAUUGGAGGGAGAUGGAGUCACACAAGAACUGCUGGACACCAUUCUCAUCAACCUCAUACCAGCCCACAAGAACUUGAAUAAGCAGGCAUAUGAUCUGGCUAAAGCUUUGCUGAAGAGGACUGUACAGACCAUUGAAACGUGCAUCGCCAAUUUCUUUAAUCAGGUGCUGGUGAUGGGGAAGUCCUCGGUGAGUGACCUCUCCGAGCACGUGUUCGAUCUCAUCCAGGAGCUGUUCGCCAUCGACCCUCUGCUGCUGGUGUCGGUCAUGCCCCAGUUGGAGUUCAAACUGAAGAGUAAUGAUGGUGAGGAGCGGUUGGCAGUGGUGAGGUUGUUGGCCAAACUCUUUGGUGUGAAGGACUCUGAACUGGCCACUCAAAACCGGCCGCUGUGGCAGUGCUUUCUGGGAAGAUUUAAUGACAUUCACGUCCCUGUGAGACUGGAAUGUGUGAAGUUUGCCAGCCACUGCCUGAUGAAUCAUCCUGACUUGGCAAAAGACCUUACAGAUUUCCUUAAAGUGCGGUCACAUGACCCGGAGGAGGCCAUCCGUCAUGAUGUCAUCGUAACGAUCAUCAACGCUGGCAAGAAGGACCUGAACCUGGUGAAUGACCAGCUGCUGGGGUUUGUCAGGGAGAGGACGCUGGACAAGAGGUGGCGUGUGCGGAAGGAAGCCAUGAUGGGUCUAGCUCAGCUGUUCAAGAAGUACUGCCUACAUCACGAGGCUGGGAAAGAAUCCGCUCAGAAGAUCAGCUGGAUCAAAGACAAGCUGCUGCACAUCUACUACCAGAACAGCAUCGAUGACAAGCUGCUGGUGGAGAAGAUUUUUGCUCAGUACAUGGUUCCUCACAGUCUGGAGACUGAGGAGAAGAUGAAGUGUCUUUAUUACCUCUAUGCCUGCCUGGACACCAACGCAGUCAAGGCUCUGAAUGAGAUGUGGAAGUGUCAGAACAUGCUCCGAGGGCUGGUGAGGGAGCUGCUGGACCUUCACAAACUUCCCACGUCUGAAGCCAACAGUGUUGCCAUGUUUGCAAAGCUGAUGACCAUUGCCAAGAACCUGCCUGACCCAGGGAAGGCUCAGGACUUCAUGAAGAAAUUUAACCAGGUGCUGGGGGAGGACGAGAAGCUGCGUGUGCAGCUGGAGCAGCUCAUCAGCCCCACGUGCUCCUGCAAGCAGGCCGAGCUGUGUGUGAGAGAGAUUACAAGGAAGUUGACGUUCCCCAAGCAGCCCACCAACCCCUUCUUGGAAAUGGUCAAGUUCCUGCUGGAGAGGAUUGCACCUGUGCACAUAGAUUCUGAAGCUAUCAGUGCUCUGGUUAAACUGUUGAAUAAAUCCAUUGACGGAACGGCUGAUGACGAAGAGGAGGGAGUCACCCCCGACACAGCCAUUCGCUCAGGCCUGGAGCUGCUCAAGGUUCUGUCGUUCACUCACCCCACCUCCUUCCACUCUAGCGAGACCUAUGAGUCACUUCUGCAGUGUCUGAAGAUGGAGGAUGACAAAGUGGCCGAGGCAGCCAUCCAGAUAUUCAGGAACACGGGACACAAGAUUGAGACAGAGCUACCACAGAUUCGCUCAACUCUGAUCCCCAUCCUGCAUCAGAAAGCGAAGCGUGGCACCCCACACCAGGCCAAACAGGCUGUUCACUGCAUCCACGCAAUCUUCCACAACAAGGAGGUGCAGCUGGCCCAGAUAUUUGAGCCUUUGUCUCGCAGUCUGAACGCUGAUGUCCCGGAGCAGCUGAUCACUCCCCUGGUGUCGCUGGGCCAUAUCUCUAUGCUGGCCCCAGAUCAGUUCGCCUCGCCCAUGAAGUCCAUCGUCGCCAACUUCAUUGUCAAGGACCUGCUUAUGAAUGACCGAUCAUCAGGUAACAGGAAUGGCAAACUGUGGACCACAGAUGAGGAGGUGUCUCCUGAAGUGCUCGCUAAAGUGCAGGCCAUAAAGCUUUUGGUGCGCUGGUUACUGGGCAUGAAAAACAACCAGUCCAAGUCUGCCAACUCCACACUGAGAUUACUGUCGGCUAUGCUGGUCAGUGAGGGGGACCUGACAGAGCAGAAGAAAAUCAGUAAAUCAGACAUGUCCAGGCUGAGGUUGUCUGCUGGAUGUGCCAUAAUGAAGCUUGCUCAGGAGCCCUGUUACCAUGACAUCAUCACCCCAGAACAGUUCCAGCUCUGUGGGCUCGUCCUGAACGAUGAGUGCUACCAGGUGAGGCAGAUCUUUGCCCAGAAGCUGCAUCUGGCCCUGGCGAAGUUGUCUCUGCCGCUUGAGUACCUGGCAGUGUUUGCCCUGUGUGCUAAGGACCCGGUGAAGGAGCGCCGUGCCCACGCCCGCCAGUGCCUGCUCAAAAACAUCAGCGUCCGCAGGGAGUUCAUCAAACAGAACCAGGUGGCACACGAUAAGUUGGUGUCCCUCCUUCCUGAGUAUGUGGUGCCCUUUAUGAUCCAUCUGCUGGCACACGACCCAGACUUCACCAAACCACAGGACUUUGAACAGCUCAUCGCCAUCAAAGAGUGCUUGUGGUUCAUGUUGGAGGUGCUGAUGGUGAAGAAUGAGAACAACAGUCACGCCUUCCUCAGGAAGAUGGUGGAGAACAUCAAACAGACUAAGGACGCCCAGGCCCCUGACGACCCCAAAACAAACGAGAAGCUGUACAUUGUGUGUGAUGUGGCGUUAUUUGUUAUUGUGAACAAGAGCACUUCCUGUCAUUUGGAUUGUCCCAAGGAUCCAAUCCUUCCAACCAAAUUUUACACCACACCAGACAAGGACUCUGUCAAUGAUAAGGACUACCUCUCCUCUGAAGCUAGGACGGUUCUUCUCACAGGAAAGCCGAAACCUGUUCCAGUUCUCGGUGCUGUUAAUAAGCCCCUAACGGUUCCUGGACGGCGGCCAUAUACCAAAAGCACCCCAACAGAGGCAGGAAACAACAACAGCACCAACACCCCACCCACCACACCUGCAUCCAUUAAGACCAGGGACACGGGGGCUGUCGCAUCUGUUACCGGAGCAAGAGAAAAUGAAGAGAACCCUGUGAUUGUGGUUAAAGAGGUCAAAAAGAAGGAGGACCCCCAGACGGAGAACAGCGUCACCCCCAACCCCCCAGCAGCGACGCCUCCGCCAGUGAAGCGCGGACGAGGACGGCCGCCCAAGAGCGCAGCCGCCGUGACACCUGAGAAAGAGGCAGGGGCGCCGGCCAGCGGAGGCGGCCGGGGCAGGAAGAGAACAGCACCAGCUCAGGACCACACCUCCACGGCAGCUACGGAGCCAAACAGCGGGAAGAUACCAAAACAGGAAGAUGCCAAGAAGGCUGGGACACAGAGACAGAUGGACCUGCAGAGGUAAAGGAGGGGUCAUGCUGAAGUGUUCACCUGUACAGAAAUUACCUGCCUUCCCCCAGACUCCAGCUCUUCUCAUGCAUAACCCCAUCACAAAUGCGUGUGUGUGUACACACACACACACACACACACACACACACACACAAUCAGACAUACUGCCCUUUAGAAGUGAAUGAUGAAAGCUGAAGUGUGUUUGUGUUUAGUUUUUUUUCUCUGUUGUUUUUAAACUCGGGCAGUUUUAAACUGAGAAUUGCCUGCAAUUAAAUCCUGCAGAUUUUCCACUCUU